Physella acuta is the source of this 2864-nucleotide messenger RNA. Its product is annotated as poly(ADP-ribose) glycohydrolase-like. Gene Ontology annotation, cellular component: nucleus; cytoplasm. Gene Ontology annotation, molecular function: poly(ADP-ribose) glycohydrolase activity. Lineage: Eukaryota; Metazoa; Mollusca; Gastropoda; Physidae. Gene Ontology annotation, biological process: regulation of DNA repair; carbohydrate metabolic process; ATP generation from poly-ADP-D-ribose. The record is from RefSeq and is a predicted model, not a curated record.
UUUUGUACUGUUGCAGUUUCAUUUUUACAUCUUAACAAUCAAGAUUCCAGGUAUGAGGAAUGAAUAGAGGUAAUUGGGUACAGACAACACUGAAAUUUCCAACUAAAAGAAAAGCUGAUUCAGAUUUAGAUGAAAUAGAACCAAAAAUGUCAAGAAAGAGUUAUGCUAAUGUUGCUAGAACAGGAGCAGGAUCAACAUCAUAUCAAAAUGAAAGCUCGGAUACGAAAAGACUAUCUCAAAACUCAUCAUCCCAAGGAUCGUCAGGGUUGCAAGUAGCAUUUCACUCAAGUGGGAGAUCUAAUAAUUCUUAUGAAGAUACUCGCUCAUUGGACAAAAAUGAUUCAGGGCAGUCUUCACAAAAUAAACUCAGUGAUAACCACUCACAACGUGCUUCCACUUCAUACAAUAAACAAAGAAAAUCUGACACAGAAGAUGACGCUAAAGACAUUCAAUUUAUAAGUGCAGCUUCUUCAAGAGGAGCAUCAAGUCAAAGACAAGCUGAACAUUGUUCAGGAAAAGAUACUUUUGAUAAUACUUAUAAACCAAAGUCUUAUGUUGACAAAGAUGAUGAUUCAAAUCAUAGUCCAGCUUCAUCAGAAGAUUAUAAAGCAAAGAAUAAACUGGAACUAUUCCAGAUGAAAGGAAUACAAAUUUAUUCUGAACAUUUGCCUGAAUUAAAGGGAAGUGAAUCCCAUACAGUCUUGUUCAAAUUUUCACAAGAAGGAAAACGUAAAAUUAUCUACCCUGAAAGAAAAGAGGAUUUCAUUUUUGAAGACCAUGCUUAUUUACCCAAUUCUUCAAAAGAAAAAUUUGAAAAAAGUGAACCCCCAAGAUGGAGGAGAAUUGUUGUAGCAUUGAAAAAAAAAAUAUCUGGUGUCUUUGAGUUAGAGGAGGCUAUGUUGUUUUACAACGAACAGUACUCUAAAAUUUGGAAAUUUGAUGCUUUAUACAGAUAUUUUCUGGAGAUGAAGGAGGAAAAAAGAGACACAUUUUUUGAGGAGGUUCUUCCAAAGAUACAAAAUUUAGCAUUGAGGUUACCUGAGUUGUUUAAAAAGUCAGUCCCACUGUUGAAACAAAGACAGAGUAGGAAAAUCACCAUGAGUCAAGAACAGGCUGCCUGUCUACUGGCCAAUGCUUUCUUCUGUACAUUCCCCAAGAGGAGUUUUAAAGUACGAGGUAGCAAAAUGCCAGAUAUCAACUUCAGCAAUUUGUACAGUGAUAAACAUGCAGACAGGAAGCAGCAGAAACUCAAGUGUAUUUUCAACUACUUUGAAAGAGUAACCACAGAAAUGCCAGCGGGGACCUUGACCUUCACACGGCAAAGUUUCAUGAACUUUGAAGACCUGCCUGACUGGGAAAACUCCAAGCAGCUGUUCAGUGAUUUGUUUGUGUCUGAUGAGAACACUAUAGAGGAUGAUGGGAAAUACAUGCUGCAGGCUGACUUUGCCAACAAGUAUGUGGGUGGCGGGGUGCUGGGUCACGGUCUGGUGCAAGAAGAGAUUAGGUUCAUGUUGUGUCCAGAAAUGAUUGUAGCACGUUUGUUUACUGAGUGUCUACUGGACACAGAGGUUCUUAUCAUGACAGGUUGUGAGAGAUUCAGCUCAUACACAGGUUACUCUGAUACUUUCAAGUUCAAAGAGCCAUACAUUGAUGACAUGGAGAGAGACAACUGGGAACGGCGUUACACUGAGGUGGUUGCUAUGGAUGCUCUGGUUAUAAAGAUUUACAAAGAACAGUUUGAGAAAUGGCAAUUAAAUAGAGAACUUAACAAGGCUUACUGUGCAUUCAAUGGUAAAUAUAAGGAAGACGAAUAUCAUAGAAGAAACCUUGACCUUCCUGCUGUGUGUACUGGCAACUGGGGCUGUGGAGCUUUUGGUGGUGACAAACAGUUAAAAGCUUUGAUACAGCUUAUGGCUGCAGCCGCUGCACAACGAGAUGUUUGUUACUUUACAUUUGGUGACAAAGAGUUGAGUAGUCAGUUGAGGGAGAUACAUCAGGUUUUACAACGCAAAAAACUUCAAGUCAAAAAUAUCAUAGAACUUAUUAAGCAUCAUCACAAAGAAAAUUUGAGUUACUCAAGUAAGUCCAAUAAAAGUUUGUUUGAGUACAUAUUACAGUUUUCUCGUUAACUGUUGUAUCAUAUCAGUAGGAAGCUUUGUAAACUAGCCAGAAACUAUUUCUCAAUGUUUAAAUACUGAUGUGCACAUGAUUCUGUUUUUUUUUAAUUAUAUUAUACUACAGUACUGUACCAUUCAUCUUUUACUUCCACAAUGGAGGGGGGGGUGUUUGAAGGGGAGGUCAAUAUAGACAACCAUAUGGUAUAAAUUAAUAAACUUAUAUGGAACUGCAACAAGUGCAGACAUGCCUACCGUCCCGCCAAAAUCGGAACCGUCCCGCUUUUUCACCUAAAAAAGUAAUUUGUUCCGUCAUCCCGAAAUCGACUCAGUUGGUUCCGAUUUUUUUUUUAAAUUUAAUAAAGAAAGGAAAUAAAGUAAAUUGAAAAAAUGUCAGGAAAAAGCGAUUAUCUCCCUUUGGCACCCGUUUCUGUUUCCUAGUUUACUUACAAUAUUUACAAGUAUCAUCUUAAUGCUAGAUCUAGUUAGUAGUAUAUCUACUACUACUAGAUCUAGAAUUGUAACUAGAUCUACUAGUAGAUACUGAAAUAGUGAAUACUGAUCUAUCUUGUAAGUUUAACUUAACUAGUAACUACUAUUAUGAAGAACUUAGUAAGAAGUAACUAGGAGUUUACUAGGUAGAUCAAGUGUCUUUGCUCGUAACUUUACAUAUGAUGAAGCCUUCAGCAUUUGUUAUUCAUAUAGCCUAGAACAUAGCAAGACACAAAUAAUCAAAUCAAUAAUGUUAUG